AGUUGUGAUUCGGGAUCAUGGAAUUACCCGAGAAGACUUAUGUGUCGCAGGAGUACAUAGAGACCGCCUCUGGGAAUAAGGUGUGCAGAAACUCAGUGCUUUGUGGCAGUCAGAACAUCAUACUCAAUGGCAAGAGCAUCAUACACCAGAACUGCAUCAUCAGAGGCGACUUGGCGGGAUGCAGGUUUGGACGAAAUUGUGUCAUCAGUGAACGGUCUGUGAUCCGACCGCCCUCGAAACGAUCAGCCAAUAAGAUUUCAUUCAUUCCUGUGCAGAUAGGAGAUUGUGUUUACGUCGAAGAAGAUGUGAUCCUUCAGGCGACCAGUGUUGGAAGCUAUGUCCAUAUAGGGAAGGGAUCGGUUAUCGGCAAAAGAGCCAAGCUGGGCGAUUGUUGUGCUAUCUUACCCGGAUCUUAUCUUCCUCAAGAUACGGUAGUUCCAACUUUUGCAAUAUUUGGAGGCUCGCCAGCACAGUGGGUUGAUGAUUUGCCAGAGACGCAACAGUUUCUGAUGAACGAGGCCUGUAGGAACUAUUACGCGAAUUUUAGACCUGUCUCAACGUCGACUACGUGAUCAAAGAGAUGUGAUUUUAAUUAUAAAUUGAAUAUAAAAAACUUAUUUUUAGUCGUUAAUCAUUUCUGCCUGAGAAGGGGUAUUCUUUCUAAUUUUCAAAAAUUGCAAUA
Messenger RNA from Symsagittifera roscoffensis, 682 nucleotides. RefSeq names its product dynactin subunit 5-like. The transcript has 2 exons. Gene Ontology annotation, cellular component: dynactin complex. Lineage: Eukaryota; Metazoa; Xenacoelomorpha; Acoela; Convolutidae. The record is from RefSeq and is a predicted model, not a curated record. The coding region runs from base 18 to 572 and encodes 184 amino acids.